Ceratina calcarata is the source of this 843-nucleotide messenger RNA. It is a transcript of the gene Rsph9, whose product is annotated as Radial spoke head protein 9. The record is from RefSeq and is a predicted model, not a curated record. NCBI's taxonomy places the organism in Eukaryota, Metazoa, Arthropoda, Insecta, Hymenoptera, Apidae. Gene Ontology annotation, biological process: cilium movement involved in cell motility; axoneme assembly; motile cilium assembly. Gene Ontology annotation, cellular component: radial spoke; axoneme. Bases 1 to 843 code for a protein of 280 amino acids. The transcript has 4 exons.
AUGGAAUGCGUAAAACUUCUGGAGAGCAUAGACCUGUUUGGUUACGCUGGCAUUUGUGUUGGUACUGAAAAUUCUCAGUUACUGCAAAAUUCUCUGAUAAUACUGCAACAAGAGAAUCACUUUCGAAAGUGUUAUUACUGGGGCAAGAUCUAUGGGGUUCGAAACGAUUAUCACAUCGCGUUUGGUUUCGAGAAAGACUGCAUGAACGAUCAAGUGUAUCACUACAGCACGGAUGGUUUUAAUUGGCUUCUGCUACCGCAGGCGAGUAAGUGUGCGCGAUUUUUAACGCCUCUCGCGAUUAAUAAGUUCGAGGGUGAUCCCUCUAUCGUGACUAACGUUUAUAACGUUAAUCCUCCGUUCCCUCCAAACGAAGACCCCAAGAAAUAUUACGACGGCCCCAUACCGCGAGAAUUAAAAGAGGAGGACAGGCUCGCGGCUACGAUAGAAAUAAUUCGAGACGAUGCUGUCGUGAUCCCUCGUGGUGCGUGGUUCAAGUGUCCCAACGGGGACGUCGUUGAGAAUUUCAGUUUCGAAGGACUCGAUACCGCGGAUGCCUCGUACUUAAAAUCGUAUUUACACGCGCGUUUACCGCAGCAGAAGUGGAAUACUAAUCUACUGACGAGACCUGAUUACAAUUACGCGAUAGAUUUCUUAGACUCGAUCGAUUUAGAUGUGCCGCAAGGAUGCUGGGAUCUGCAAUUCUUACUAGGGAAACGUUUAGUGUUGUUGCACAGUCUCUGUUGGCCGGGUAUGACGUUUUAUCAUAAGUUAAACACUCCCCAUUACGGGUUUCUUUAUUUCGGACACGGGCAGAAAAAUAUGGACGUAGUUUUCAUGGUAUAA